AUGUGAAUUUUCACAUACUUUAAAAGAUCGACAAUAAAUUAGAAAAGAAUAUUUCAAAUUUUAAUUCACAUACUUUACAAUUUUAUAUAUCGACAGAAAAUAAGAAAAUAGUCUUUCUAUAUACAAACAACAUCAAAUCUGAAAAAAAAAAAAACCGAAUAAAUUUUAUCCCUUAUUACCAUCAGAAUCGAUCAAAUUUACCUUUCACCCAUUUCGACUUUGUUUCAAACACCUAGAACGCUAGAACAGAGUUAGGUUUGUACAAAUACCUAGAACUACAUCCAAUAAAAACAAUGACACAAUACUUCGUAUAAUUUUUAUCAAGAGGAACCUCAAAAGAAAUACAGAAAAUUCCAGCUUGCACCAACUCAGCAACUCCAGUCAGCAUUCAGCAGCCUCUAAUAUCAAAUAUAAAUACACCACCCUUCAUUUGUCCAACACCACAAUCCUCUGUUUUUAUUUAUGACAUUACACAAACUAUAGUAUAAAAAAAAAUAUGGCAUACUUGCUUAGCAAGAUCCUCCAUUUACAAGCCAUAAUCUUUUAUACGUUCAUACUACUAAGCUUAUCAAACCAUGGCAUUAACGCUCAAAGUGUGCCGCCGAGCUCGACUCGAUUAACUAGCCUCUUCCCUCAUCUUUCCUUCGACCGGGACUACUCCCAAAUGUUUGGAGACUCUAAUGCUCAAAUUUAUGGCAAUGGUUCUUUUGCUAAGAUUUCUCUUGACAAAAAAACUGGUUCAGGUUUUGGUUCUAAGAAUCAUUACAAUUAUGGGUUCUUUAGUGCUGCUAUCAAACUUCCCCCUGGUUUCACCUCUGGAGUUGUUGUCGCCUUCUAUAUGUCGAAUGCAGAUAUUUUUCCACACAACCACGAUGAGAUCGAUUUCGAGUUACUUGGGCAUCAAAAAAGCAGGAAUUGGGUUUUGCAAACAAAUAUGUAUGGAAAUGGAAGUGUAAAAACAGGGAGAGAAGAGAAAUUUCGCCUAUGGUUUGAUCCAACUACACAGUUUCAUGAAUACAGCAUCAUAUGGAAUAGUCAUCAUAUCGUGUUUCUAGUGGACAAUAUACCGGUUAGGGAAGUACAAAAAACUCCAGCGACGUCUUCAUCCUAUCCAUCAAAACCUAUGGCGGUUUAUGCCACAAUAUGGGAUGCAUCACCUUGGGCAACCCAUGGAGGAAAAUACCCGGUUAACUAUAAGUACGCCCCAUUUACCGCUUCAUUAGGGGGGAUGGAGAUGGCCGGUUGCGUUUAUGACCCGAAAGAUCUUUCGGGUAAAUCAUGUUCUAAGAGUAGUAGCCCAUCAAGUUUGGACCCUCUUGAGGGCCAAGAUUUUGUUAAGUUAUCAAAUCAACAAAACAAAGGACUACAAUGGGCAAGAAGCAAGCAAAUGAUCUACUCUUAUUGUAAAGACAAACGUAGGUACAAAGUCCUACCACCGGAAUGCACCACAAAAUAACUAGGAUUCAAUUAAUUAAUUUAUUUUUUAUAUAUACAUUUUUUGUAACUUUUAUAUAUAUAUUUUUUACAAGAUUGAAUAUGUAAUUAGUACCUGAGGAAUUGAAAAUUGUACCAAAAUCAUAAUAUCAGAAAUUAAAGUGUAACGAUUUGUUUAAGUUUU
Molecule: messenger RNA, 1618 nt
Organism: Chenopodium quinoa (quinoa)
Lineage: Eukaryota; Viridiplantae; Streptophyta; Magnoliopsida; Caryophyllales; Amaranthaceae
Product: probable xyloglucan endotransglucosylase/hydrolase protein 33
Exons: 4
Coding region: 497-1456 (319 amino acids)
Biological process (GO): xyloglucan metabolic process; cell wall biogenesis
Cellular component (GO): apoplast; cell wall
Molecular function (GO): xyloglucan:xyloglucosyl transferase activity; hydrolase activity, hydrolyzing O-glycosyl compounds
Source: RefSeq, a predicted model, not a curated record